UAUCUUAGCAUCAUUUUUGCUCGCAUGCAAAGAUGACAAAUAACUUAGAUAAAUAUGUUGGUGGAUAAUAUAGUUUGUGCAUUUUUACUGUAGACUGUACGGACCGCAACGGCGAAUUGAAUUGAAUUUCUAGCAGGAACUAAGACUUGAACAGUUUGCGAGUGCGACCCGAAAACACAAGAAGCUAACGUUAUCGUUAGCUAACGUUAAUAACAGCGAUGUUAUUAGCGUAUUGAUAGCAGGUUAUAUUGUCAUUAAAAAUAGAAUGCGCCGCGGAAACCCAGGCAACACAAUGGAGACUGUGGAACCUCAUGGAUGUGAAAAAUGUAGACAGAGUUUCUCAGACAGUGGCUCGUUUACCUCGCACUCCUGUUCAGAAAGGCUGACCACUCCAUCCAGUAAAAAACAGUUGGGGAACUACAAGUGUUCUCAAUGCAGUGAGGUUUUUUCCAAGCCAGGUGUCCUGAAACGCCACUUCAAAAUCCUCCACAGUGGACAUGAGCGUGAAGGCCCAUUCCCCUGCACUGAGCAAGGCUGCCAGUUCAGCAGCACAGACCGUCAGGCAUAUCAAACCCACUUGAUGUCCACGCACUGUCUCACUCUCAUUCCUUGCACCCUCCAGUCCUGCAGAGUGUCAUUCCUCACACAGGGGGAGAUGGAGAGACACUUGCGGGGCCACAUGCCCUUCGGCUGCUUUCAGUGUCAGUUUGUCACUCAAACUGUGAAAGACCUGAGUGUCCACAUCUUGGAGCACAACCAUCUUCCACCUCGCGCUCAAGGGGACCAGACUGCAGCCACAACUGUAUGCACUAAUGGAAGCCAACAGCCUCAGGUGUCCGGCAGGCCAAAAAGAAAACUGAAAUCCAGCCCAGCUGAUGCAUCAUCAUUACCUGAAGACGGGAAUGAGGAGCAGCCGGAGAGACAAAGGCACAAUAUUAAAAGAGUGAGAAAGGCAGUGGAAAGAGACAAACCUUCAGCAGUGGAUGCUGCACCACUGCCAUCCAAAGAGUACCUUGCAGAGGGAUCGGAGCACACCUAUCGCACCCACACCUGCCCCAAGUGUCGGCGCUGCUUCAAGAUGCGCUCCCACCUGCAGGAGCACCUGCAUUUACAUUUCCCUGACCCAAGCCUCCAGUGUCCCACCUGUAAGCGUUACUUCACCAGCAAGAGCAAGCUGCGCAUCCACAGACUCCGCGAGGCAGGGGAAAAGGUUCACCGCUGCCACCUGUGUGAAUAUUCCGCCGUGGAGCGGAAUGCAAUCCGCCGCCACCUUGCCAGCGUGCAUGCCGAUGAGGCAGAAGAUGCCAUGAACGGUCACAGCUAUCCCUGCCCCACCUGCGGUCAAAGCUUUCACCAGAGCAGGUCGCUCAAGGCCCACAUGAAGACGCACAACAUCCUGUCAGACAGCAAGCCGGUGGCCUGCUUCCACGACGCCUGUUCUUUCCACAGUUCUUCGCGCAAAGAACUUCUCCGACACACCGCCGACGUCCACGGGGUCAGGGCUGUGGAGUGUCGUCAUCACGCCUGCGGGGCCGUCUUCAAGAAUGAGAAGGACAUGGAGGCUCAUUAUCCGUCACACCUGGCCUACCACUGCUCGCAGUGUGAUUUCUCUUGCUCCAAUAAGAGCGUCUUCCUCCAGCACCAGCGGCACGGUCACCCGGGGAACGACAAGCUCCGCUGUGACUUUUGCUCCUUCGUCACGUUUAACCCCGUGGAGUUUGAGCAGCACAUUGGACAUUUGCACGCCAACGAGAAGAUCCAUCGCUGCUCUCAGUGCAGCUACAUGACCUCGCAUAAACGGGGUUUGAAACGACACAUGCUGAUCCACAGUGGUGAGAAGCCCCACAAGUGUAGCCUGUGUGACUUCAGGUGCCGAGAUGAGUCCUACCUCUCCAAACAUAUGCUGACUCACUCCGACGACAAGAACUUUAUGUGCGCUGAAUGUGGAUACGUCACUAAAUGGAAACACUAUCUGAACGUCCAUAUGAGGAAACACGCUGGAGACCUCAGGUAUCAGUGUGACCAGUGCCCCUACCGCUGUCACCGCAUGGACCAGCUAAAUAGCCACAAGUUACGACAUCAGGCCAAAUCACUCAUGUGUGAGAUCUGUGCGUAUGCCUGCAAACGCAAAUACGAACUCCGCAAUCACAUGAUGGCCAAACACUCUGGAGAGGAGAAGCCGCCGUCCGUCUAUAAGUGCAAAUACUGCACAUACACUACCUGCUACAGACAAGCCCUUCAAAACCACGAGAACUGCAAACACACCAAGCUGAAAGAGUUCCGCUGUGCCCUCUGCUUCUAUUCCUCUUUCAGUAGCAUCAGCCUCUUCCUGCACAAGAGGAAAGCUCACGGCUAUGUACCUGGGGAUAAAGCAUGGCUAGAGAACUACGCUGCCAAGGAGAAGGAGAGGAACUCAUCUCAGUUCUUACAGGAGUUUUACAAUAAGCCCUCAACAGCUCAUGAGCAGUCUGAACAAUCCCCCUCUGAAGGACCUCCACCUUCUCAAAGAGAACAAUCUGAUCUGCCUGAAAGUGAAGGAUCUGUAGCUGGUUCACAAACUGUGGCUACUGUGGAUGUUUUUGAUGUUGCUUCUCAAGAGGUUGUUAAUGAAGGAGAUUCAGACGGCCCUCCAUCUGCGAACAGUCCCGAGGAGUACUGUACUCUUGUUUUAACGGCACUAUCGACCGCUGACUAUCAGACCUCCUCGUUGCGUAAUCAGGAGGAGAUUUGUGCAAACGAUACUCCAAGCUCAUCUAAUUUAAAUUGUAUUGCCUCCGACAUAUCCCAAGAGAAGGCAGACUUCUCUACAUCUCCAUCAGAGGACGACAAUGCGGCUGUGACAGAGGCAGAAUGUGAACAAAGUGACGUAGAUGAUAACUGUGAGCCUCUGGAUAAUAUAAGUCAACCAGUUGAACCUAGGGAGUGUCAGACUCAGACGCCUGCGGUGGAGAAUGAUGGUGCAACAAUCAGUUCCACUUUUCCAUCUGAGCAAAAUCAGCUAUUAGAAUCUGAGAUCCGUCUGAAAGCUAUGAAGAAGCACGACAAGGACCAAGCAGAAGCCAUGGUGUUGGAGGGUCGGGUCAAGUUGCUCGUGGUGCCAACUAAAGACAUUUAUCGCUGCAACAAGUGUUCUUAUGUAACCAGCAAGGAGACCACUCUGAAGUCCCACUGCCAGGCUUUGUGCCGUGGCAGGAUAAAGGGACACAAGUGCCAGGCCUGUGGUGCGCAGUUCAAACAGAGGCGAGGCCUUGAUAGCCACCUUUCAAAGAAGUGUCCAGCACUUCUGCGAAAAACAAGGACUUUUGUAGGCAUUUCAAAUACAGCAGAAGACUCUACUGUAGGUCGGGAAGGAUCCAGACAACUGGAUGAGGGAACUAAUUCCAAUCAGGCAGAGCUUCUUUCUUCACAAAAUACGAUUUCCACAGAUUCAAACAAUCAGGAAUUCAAUCGGCAAGAAGAGGGAGUAUGUACAUCUCAUUUAACAAACUAUAAAGGCUUUGUUCAUAAUGCUUUUACAUCCAGUGAAUCAGAACAGCAGCAAGGCAAAAUUCAGGCAAAAACGCUUUUGAAAGUUAAACUUGCAAAAAAGCAAUUGUUUCCUAGUAGCAAACAAAGAAAUGUACCACUGCAGAAGUCCCUUUAUGUUAAAGAAGAUGGUAAGUUAAAAUGCAAGCUGUGCAAUUUUUCAUCAGUCAGACUUGCAACAGUUGAGCGGCACCUCUCAACCUGCAGAAGAAUCUCAAGGAAAAGGGAGAACCCGAUCACUCCAGAAGUGGAGGAUGAGAGUGGUAGCGAGUCGCUCAAAAGAAAAGAGGACUUGGUGGAAAAGUACAACGACAGAACUGGGAAAGUUCCUGAGAAACAUCAGAUCUUUUCUUGUCCAAGCUGUGCGUUUCAGUGCAAUCAGAAAAGGGCGUUAGACAGCCAUGAAAAGAGAGGCUGCUUGAAGCCAGAUGAAGUCCAAUGCACCAUGUGUUCAUUCGUAGCCAAAUCCAAAAUGUCUCUGACCCGUCACACCCUGUGUGCCCAUACCAAAAAAAAGGUUGCCGUUGCUAAACGUUUGCAUUGCCAGCAUUGCGCUUUCAACUGUAAACAAGAACGAUGCAUGGAGCAACACAUUGCGCUCAAACACAAAGGUGCACGACCUCACCGUUGUCGAUAUUGUCCUUUCAGCACCACAAGGCGCUAUCGCCUCGAAGAGCACGAGUCUCUCCACACAGGAAUCGGUCGCCACAGCUGCGAUAUGUGCGACAAGACCUUUGGUGCCGCGACCAAAUUGCGUCAGCACAAGAUGCGCAUCCACGACAGACGGCCCCCACACUUCUGCUCACUCUGCGACUUCAGCGGCUACACACUCGACGACGUAAGACGGCACAAUCUCCGAUGCCACACGGGGGAGUUGCACCACGCUUGCACUCAUUGCGAUGCUCAGUUUAGCUCCGAAGUUGCACUGAGAAACCACUGUAAACGUGUGCACCAGCUCCAGGUCUGUUUCUCAUGUAAGCAGUGUGACUACACAUGUGGCAGCGAGGUCACUCUCAAGACCCACCAAGAGAUCAAGCACCCUCAGGCACAGUGCAACACCUGCCAGGAGUCUUUUGAGACAAAGGAGAGCCUCGAGAUUCAUCGGAGAACCCACUCGGCACAUCCGUGUCAGCUGUGCCCCUUUGCUUCCAAAACGCGGCAGACAUUAGCGCAACACCUUCUGAACGAACACGAGGAUGGACCUCCCGAGGACAAGCCUCUCAAGUGCAGCUCUUGUCAGUUUGCGUGUCGCCAUCAGCUGGUGUUAGAGCAGCAUCUGCGAUCACACGGAGGCAAGCGUCUGUACAAAUGCACAGACUGCGAGUUUUCGACCCGGAACAAGCAGAAGAUCACGUGGCACAUUCGCAUACACACUGGAGAGAAGCCUUACAGCUGUGAGCAGUGCAGCUACACAUGCAUUGAUCCGUCUAGGUUGAAGCUUCACAUGAGGGUUCACCAAGAAGAGAAGAAGUACCUUUGUCCAGAGUGUGGCUACAAAUGCAAGUGGGCGACUCAGCUGAAGUACCACAUGACCAAGCACACAGGGGACAAGCCAUAUGCCUGUGAGGAGUGUGACUACCGCACUAACAGAGCCGACGCUCUGCGUUCCCACCGGGACACGCAGCACUGCGACCUGCGCCCUUACGUCUGUGAGAAAUGCGGCAAAGCCUUCAAGACUACUUUCAUACUGAAGACCCACCAGCGGCAGCAUAGUGACGAUCGGCCAUACACGUGCGGCUUAUGCCACAAGGCCUUCCGGUGGCCAGCAGGUCUCAGACAUCACUACCUCUCGCACACCAAGCAGCAACCCUUCUGCUGCCGCCACUGCUCCUACAAAGCCAAACAGAAGUUCCAGGUGGUCAAGCAUUUGCGGAGGCACCAUCCAGAGAUGGCAGUGGACCAGGGGGUGGUGAGGGACUCUGGAGCCGUUAGCCUCACCCUGAAGGAAGCCCUGCUGGGGACACUGGAUGGGACAGCAGCAGAAGUUGAGGAGGAGGAGGAAGAAGGAACGGCCAACGAGGCACAGGAAGUAGCUGAGGAGGUUGCGCAAAGAGAGGAAGACAACGAGACACAACGUUGAAGAGAGGGUGCAACAAAUGCCGGGGUCAAUUCAGAUUGUAGAUGGCUAUCAUUGCCAAAAGGAACAGUGGAGACUGUCCUCCCCCAAUAAUACGGCCACAUAGGUCGUUGGUAUAAGCAGCAAUUACGACCUAUGUUUACGUUUGUAGUGACGGCACCUAAUAGUGGCCGUAGUAGGUAUGACAGGAGCAAAGCAGGAAGUAAAGUUACGAAGUUUAAGAGCGCCAAAUGUCUGCGUAAGGGACGGUGGAUGGGUCAAACAAAUAUAAGACUUUCACCCAGGAGAUCGGGGUCUGUGUUUAAAAGUAAACUACAAGUUUUUUUUAACUUUAUGGAACAAAUGGUGCUACAUCACGUUCCGCGUCAUAUGCGUAACCGGAAGUAAAGUAGCAUUUGAUUUUAACCUAAAUCACAAUCUUUUUUCGAAACUUAACUUGACUAGUGUUAGUGCCUAAACACAACCAAGUACUUUUUGUGCCUAAACCUAACCAAACGUUUCCCAAGUUAACGACAUGUUUAAAACCGUUGUUAUGACCCUGGGGUCAUAUUUUGUAAUUUGUUUC
This is a messenger RNA of Sander lucioperca (pikeperch), 6167 nucleotides long. Its product is annotated as zinc finger protein 142. The record is from RefSeq and is a predicted model, not a curated record. Gene Ontology annotation, cellular component: nucleus. Gene Ontology annotation, biological process: regulation of transcription by RNA polymerase II. Bases 266 to 5605 code for a protein of 1779 amino acids. Lineage: Eukaryota; Metazoa; Chordata; Actinopteri; Perciformes; Percidae. Gene Ontology annotation, molecular function: RNA polymerase II transcription regulatory region sequence-specific DNA binding; DNA-binding transcription factor activity, RNA polymerase II-specific. The transcript is spliced from 9 exons.